Sphaeroforma arctica JP610 is the source of this 219-nucleotide messenger RNA. RefSeq lists its product as hypothetical. NCBI's taxonomy places the organism in Eukaryota, Ichthyosporea, Ichthyophonida. The record is from RefSeq and is a predicted model, not a curated record. The annotation marks the transcript as partial. The transcript has a single exon.
ACUGAAAUUUACCAUGUUCCUCCAGCUCCAACGACCAAGCAAGCAUCAUACGACGCUCCACCGGUCACAAGGCUGAGUUUACUACCAACUCCGACGUCAAACGAGGCGUCGAAUGGGAUAGAGAAUCCCCGAGCACAUCAAACAAACCUGGAAUGUAAGCUACCAUCGCAUCUACAUAGCCCAUCAUUUCCAAUGCACGACAAAAACGGCGGUUCCUAA